AUGGUCGUGCUCAGGGAGACCAAGGAGGGAGAUGGUAUUUUCUGGAUCAACUACCCGACAACGGUGGUGAUGACGAGUUGCAGACACAGAAACAUAGUGAGCGAACAAAAGGCUAUCAAGAUGAAAUUCACAAUACGCAGGCCAAGGUGUAAAGCACCUAUUGGGGAAACUCACAAGGCCACACCAAAGCAACCCAGCAGGUUUAAUUUCUGUGGGUUUGUAAGUGGCGCGACAGAAAAUAGAUAUUACCGUCGGUUGAAUCGAAUACCACGAUGUUUGAAAAUGGCAAAGAUAAGCACCAUACCCCCAAAAGCCAUUGAGAAGUGA
Molecule: messenger RNA, 327 nt
Organism: Prunus armeniaca (apricot)
Lineage: Eukaryota; Viridiplantae; Streptophyta; Magnoliopsida; Rosales; Rosaceae
Source: the annotation of a GenBank genome assembly